CCCAGCGCCCGGCCAGGCGGCUGGCGAAGAAGCGACGCGCGCCGCUGGGAGGUGGGUGAGUUUGGGCGAGCCAGCAGUGACUAGGAGUGGAGCCCAGCUGCGCUGCCGACCAUGGACAACUACACAGUCCUGAGAGUGAUAGGCCACGGCUCCUUCGGCAGCGUUCUUUUGGCUACAGAGAAAAGCAGCAAUCAGACAUUCGCCAUGAAGGAAAUAAGACUGCUCAAGUCUUUCUCUGACGUACAGAAUUGUAGGAAAGAGGCUGUUCUGCUGGCCAAAAUGAAACACCCCAAUAUUGUUGCCUUUAAGGAGUCAUUCGAAGCUGAAGGGCAUCUGUAUAUUGUGAUGGAGUAUUGUGACGGAGGGGACCUAACGCAGAGGAUUAAACAGCAGAAAGGAAAGUUAUUCCCCGAAGAUACGGUACUUAAUUGGUUUAUACAGAUCUGUCUUGGAGUAAAUCACAUUCACAAGAGACGGGUUUUACACAGAGAUAUCAAGUCCAAAAAUGUCUUCCUCACCCACGAUGGAAAAGUGAAAUUGGGAGAUUUUGGCUCUGCCCGCCUUCUCUCCAGUCCCAUGGCAUUUGCACGCACGUAUGUGGGAACACCUUAUUAUGUGCCUCCAGAAAUCUGGGAGAACCUGCCUUAUAACAAUAAAAGUGACAUCUGGUCCUUGGGGUGCAUCCUGUAUGAACUCUGCGCUCUGAAGCAUCCAUUUCAGGCAAAUAGUUGGAAAAAUCUCAUCCUGAAAAUAUGUCAGGGGCCCAUCCACCCGCUGCCUGCUCUGUAUUCCUCUAAGCUUCAGUGUCUGGUCAAGCAGAUGUUGAAAAGGAACCCUGUGCACCGUCCCUCCGCCACGACCCUGCUCUGCAGAGGUAGCUUAGCCCCACUGGUCCUGAAGUGCUUGCCCCCUCAGAUCAUCAGAGAAUAUGGAGAACAGAUAUUAGAUGAAGUAAAAAUAUCCAAGCCUCAGAACGUGAAAAAACAAGGUAACCCACCAGAGCCCCCGAGGAAUGCCAGUCCAGCAAGCCCUCACAGGCAGAGGUGGGAGAGAUACGGUCCCAGUUCCGCUGUAGCAGCCUUGGAGAAAGCAUCCAUCCUGACCUCCAGUUUCACGGCGGAGGAUGACAGAGGCGGUUCCGUAAUAAAGUACAGUGAAGAAAAUGCCCGCCGGCAGUGGGUCAGAGAGCCCCCUGAGGCCUUGCUGUCUAUGCUGAAGGGCGCUGAUCUCAGCCUGGCAUUUCAAACAUACACAAUCCAUAGACCAGGUACAGAAGGCUUCCUGAAAGGUCCCCUUUCUGAAGACACAGCGUCAGACAGCGUCGACGGUGAUCUCGAUUCUGUCCUCGUAGACCCAGAGAGAUUUGAACCUCGGUUGGACGAAGAAGACACGGACUUUGAGGAAGAUGAUGAAAACCCUGAUUGGGUGUCAGAACUUAAGAAGCAAGUGGGACAGCGGGAUGUAGGUGGUGAACAGCUCCUUGGAGAACGUGUCGGGGAGACUCUGGAGAGAAACUGAUGUUGGGAGCCAAAGUGCGGACUGAGAAAAUGUAUCACAAGCUUACAAAGCAAUCCGAACCCUUGUGAGAUUUUAACACAAGGGAGGUCUAUCAGAUGCCGCUGUGCCUUGCAUUCUGACAGAACAGAGGUGCAGUGCUCCCCUGUUGGCCAUUAACUGUGUGUGACAAUAGGAAAUGACUUAACUCCUUUGGUCCCUAGGACAAAACAAUAAGAGUAAUGAUGCCUACCUCAUAAGAACACUGACCAAGACAGUUAGCCAUCCAGUGGUUGUUACCCACAGUUACUGUGUAACACUCUCACAUUUCCUAAAGGUUGAAGGAUGCAAAUACAUUAAGCUGUGGCAUAAAAGUGUGUGCUAUUCUUCAAUAAUACUCAGUUUGGAUAUGCUUCAA
Rattus norvegicus (Norway rat) is the source of this 1912-nucleotide messenger RNA. RefSeq names its product NIMA-related kinase 3 (gene Nek3). Lineage: Eukaryota; Metazoa; Chordata; Mammalia; Rodentia; Muridae. The coding region runs from base 112 to 1518 and encodes 468 amino acids. The transcript has 14 exons. Gene Ontology annotation, molecular function: kinase activity; protein kinase activity; protein serine/threonine kinase activity. The record is from RefSeq and is marked validated.